AAGGAGAAAUUGAGAGAGAGAGAGAGAGAACAUGGGGAUCGAAGAAAACUUGAAAUCUUUGAGCAUCGACGAAGAGGAAAACAAGAACCCUAACCCUAACGUGAAAGACGAAGAAGAUGAGGAGCUUGAGGAAGGGGAGAUUGCCGGGGAAGAAGACGAUACGCCGUCGUCUUCUUUGAAGGGAGGCGUCGUCGAACAACCUCGCCCGCUUGAGAAUUCUUGGACCUUCUGGUUCGAUAACCCUCAAGCCAAAUCGAAGCAAACUACUUGGGGCAGUUCUAUGCGCCCUAUCUACACUUUCUCCACCAUCGAACAAUUCUGGAGUCUUUACAACAACAUACAUCACCCGAGCAAGUUGGCUGUGGGAGCGGACUUUCAUUGUUUCAAACAUAAAAUCGAGCCAAAGUGGGAAGACCCUGUCUGUGCUAAUGGAGGCAAGUGGACUGUAACCUUCCAAAAGGGGAAGUCAGAUAUGUCUUGGUUAUACACGUUGCUGGCUUUGAUAGGAGAACAGUUUGAGUAUGGUGAUGAGAUCUGUGGAGCAGUUGUCGGUGUGAGAGGCAAGCAGGAAAGGAUAGCACUGUGGACCAAGAAUGCUUCCAAUGAAACAGCACAGAUGAGCAUCGGUAAACAGUGGAAAGAGUUACUUGAUUACAACGAAACUAUCGGCUUCAUAUUUCAUGAAGAUGCAAAAAAGCACGAUAGAGGUGCCAAGAAUCGCUACACCGUAUGAGUUUUAUAGAGUUCUUCUAUGGUACUAGAUACUGUGCACGACGCUAGAUUGCUUUCAGGACUCGCUGUAAGCACCUGCGGCUUUACUUUGUUGUUGCCUCACAGUCCUUAGUUGCUUCACCUAUGGCUGUAUGAGAUGCUUUUCAAUCGCG
Messenger RNA from Hibiscus syriacus, 884 nucleotides. RefSeq names its product eukaryotic translation initiation factor 4E-1-like. Gene Ontology annotation, biological process: translational initiation. NCBI's taxonomy places the organism in Eukaryota, Viridiplantae, Streptophyta, Magnoliopsida, Malvales, Malvaceae. The record is from RefSeq and is a predicted model, not a curated record. Gene Ontology annotation, molecular function: translation initiation factor activity; RNA 7-methylguanosine cap binding. Bases 32 to 733 code for a protein of 233 amino acids. The transcript is spliced from 5 exons. Gene Ontology annotation, cellular component: eukaryotic translation initiation factor 4F complex; cytoplasm.